Serendipita indica DSM 11827 is the source of this 1815-nucleotide messenger RNA. Lineage: Eukaryota; Fungi; Basidiomycota; Agaricomycetes; Sebacinales; Serendipitaceae. The record is from the annotation of a GenBank genome assembly.
AUGGUCCUCAAGGAUAUGAGCUACAUCUACCCGGCGUAUCCAAUCAUCUGCGCCUUUUGUUCCCUCCUCGUCCUGUUCCCCAUCCCAGCCCAUUGGCGCGCCGGCAACAUUGCGACGAUUGCGGCCGGUUUCUGGACAUUUGGUAUCCUCAUCAUCGUCACCGUGAAUCCCAUUGUCUGGCAUGGCAAUCUCCGAAAUCCGUAUCCAAUCUGGGGCGACAUUUGCGCUGCCUGGAUUGCCGUCUACGGCUUUGCCCUUGCCUGCUGCAUCCUGUGCAUCCAGUAUCGUCUUUGGAGUAUUGCAAGGACAAAGCGAGUACUCGUUACACCAAAGGAGAAAACAAAGCAGAAAUACGUGACCUACUUCAUCUGCUACGGGAUGCCGAUCAUCUUCAAGGUCAUUCACUAUGUCAACCAAGGCCACCGCUACAAUGUCAUCGAGGAUAUCGGUCCGGUCGCCACCCAGUACAUGACCCCUGUUGCGUUGGCCACCAUCUUUUCCUUUGAGCCCAUCGUCUGCCUCAUCACGGCCGUUUUCUCCGGUCUGACGAUCCGACUCUUCCUCAAGCGUCGCAAAGAAUUUGACGCCGUCCUCGCGAGCGGCUCCAACACCAACAAGGGUCGCUAUUUGCGCCUGCUUUGCCUCUCUGCCGUAUCCAUCUCUGUUCACCUCCCGCUCGCGCUAUGGUACCUCGUCGUCAACUUUACCGCGUAUAAGAUUUAUCCCUGGAAGAGCUGGGAGGAUACGCAUUCCAACUGGAUGCGCAUCGUGUACCUGUCGCGCUUCAUGUUGGGUCUCACACCAAACGCCAAUAUUUACAUGUCCAUCUCGUUCUGGACGUUGCCCGUGUGUGGCAUCAACUUUUUCAUCUUCUUCGGCUUCGGAGAGGAAGCAACGGCCCAGUACAAGUCAAUCAUCGGUGCCAUCCUCAAGCCGUUUGGCAUUCGCUACCCAAAGGACCGCAAGCGAGUUACCGUUCGUCGGACAUGGCUCGAUGUGAUCCUUGGUCGCCCAGGCAAGCCGGUGAAUCUCACGAGCUCCAUGACCACGAGCUCGAUGCCACAGUUUGUCUCGAACCCGUCUAACUCGCAAUCUGCGGAUCAGAGCAAAACUGCAUCGAAGCGAUCGAAGAAUGCUAAAAAGUCGACGUCGGGACAUCACAAGCAUCAUGCCCCGACCGAGACACGGACGACAACGCAAACGACGAGCAUUGCUGGCCGCGGCAACGAUCUCAACUUGGAUAUCGCCAACCUCGACUUUUUGGACCAGGCCGAGGCCAGGAAGCAGGCUCGUAUCUCUGCGUACACACGACCCGGUCAGGCUGCAAGGAGACAAGCGGUCAAGGCUGGUGCCGCGCCAGCCGGACGACGCCGUGCGCCGAGUUUUGGGUCGAGUGUCGGCUCAUCCGACGAAGAAGAAGAGACCACUCAACAACAGCAGUCACAGCAGCCUGCCAUUGAUAAUGCACAAGUAGAGCCAAAGGCUGACGAGGAAGACUCAUCGGAUGCCGAGACUGGCUCUUCGUGCUCUUGCUCGUCUUGCUCGUGCUCGUCGUGCAAUGAAGACUCGGAUACGGAAGAGAAGAAUACCAAAGACAUUACCGAGAUGCCGCGCUACUCGAGCGAUGGCAAGUUUACAGAAGGCUCCUCUGUUACAGGCUCCAAUGUCAACGAAAAGCGACCGGAGGUCCGAUUUGAAGACAAAGAGGAGCGCGAUAUCGAGGCGGGUGCCGAAGCGGGCCCGUCUGCUGGCGAGCUCUACCGACAAGAGCAACUUAGACGAUGGCCGGAUGCGACAGAAGAGAUUACAUUCUAA